UCGCCCGAGGCGCUGUGGCUGUUGGAGGAAUACGAAGAGGCGAAUGAGGCGAAGCAAAAGGAGACGCCGGCGGCGGAGGAGGAGUGGGAGGAGGAGUGGGAGGAGGAGGAGGAGGAGGAUGGGUUGAGCCAAGUGGAGCGCAGAUACCGACGCCAGCGACGCGGCAAGGCGAAGUGGCGUGGCAACAUGUCGCGUCCGCGAAGGACGAACGAGCGAUUGAGCGUGUGGUCGCCGAGCCGGACGAGUUGGUACCAGAUUCUGUGUCUGGUGAUGGAGGCUCAGAUUGAACUGUUCAAUUGGCCCAACAGCUCCAAAGCGAGUGCGUCGGUGCGUCAGUUGACGUACUGGCGCGGCCGGCAUUUCGUGGCAAGGGUCGAACUGUAUCAGGACACCACGUUCCUCAUGACCAUCACAAUGGCCGCCUUCUACCUGCCCAGUCUGCUGGUCGGCGUGUACCUCGUCGCCACGACCAGCCAUUGCCUCUGA
This is a messenger RNA of Protopolystoma xenopodis, 486 nucleotides long. Lineage: Eukaryota; Metazoa; Platyhelminthes; Monogenea; Polystomatidea; Polystomatidae. The record is from the annotation of a GenBank genome assembly.